Molecule: messenger RNA, 1659 nt
Organism: Serendipita indica DSM 11827
Lineage: Eukaryota; Fungi; Basidiomycota; Agaricomycetes; Sebacinales; Serendipitaceae
Source: the annotation of a GenBank genome assembly
AUGGGACGAAAGGUUCCAACCCAAGUUCAUCACGCUGCGACGCGUCUGAUACAAGGAAAACUACUCUCGCAACCUCCUUUGUGGUAUAAUGCUGUCGCACAGUUCCCCCCAUUGCCCCUCCCUCCGCGACAGGCUGUCAAGCGGUCUGCAUUCGACCUCCCAACAGGAGCUCAAGCAAAGGCAGAAUGGGCCAACUCUAAAGAUGCAGCAGAAACAUCCUCGACAGGGGUCGAACGAUUACGCCGGGAAGCAAAGCCCAAGACCAUGCCAAUAGUUUAUUUAGAAGAUAAAGUACGAAGAAGAUUUUUCCUCGACCAUCCAUUCGAGGCGUUCCGACCGCGGUCGCUUGUUGAGCAAAGACAGCUCGCCCUAGAACACCCUGUUCAAGGGAAGGAAUGGACAAGAUUACGACAAAGAGGUCGUAAUCCCAACUCUGAAGACUGUAUCAACUUUGCUGUUUCCCUGCACCUCCAUCACAAUCUGCCACUCUCUCAAGCGUAUAGGACAGCAUGCCAACAGUACGCCGCUCUGCGGUCCGAGCAUACAGUCGCGUCGCACAUUGCAUACCUCGAAGCCAAGGCGUAUGGAGCCGUCUUCUCCCCGUCUUCAUCCGAAAUUCGCAGAGGAUUCGAACUCGAGGAGCAAUCACUGAAGAGGUGGAACAACGAGACCGAUCAAAGCGCGGAUGCUCAGCUGCUGGCGAGCAAACGAUGGAAGCCCGUAGUUGAAAAGCGUGUGGAAGAUGUCGGCGUGUGUUCAGACCAGAUCAACCCAAGUGGUGCUUCACAUUUGGCCAUCGUCAUGACAGAAGUUUCGAGCAAUAAGGCUUUUGGGGGCUAUAUCACGAAAUACAAGGCUACCUCCGAGUCGUUGGGUGGGCUCACGACGCAAUUCAACGUCUUUGUUCCAGCCCACACGGAGGGACAAAAGUUCCCAGUGCUGUAUUAUCUGGCAGGAUUAACAUGUAACGAGGACACCGGGCCUUGGAAAGGCAACUUUCUGAGCAUCGCGGCUGCAGAAGGGAUCGCGAUGAUCUUCCCGGAUACCUCGCCUCGCGGAGCAGAAAUCGUCGGUGAAGAGGAUAGCUGGGACAUUGGAACCGGCGCUGGCUUUUACCUCGAUGCCACCGCAGACAAAUGGGCGAAGCACUACCGAAUGUUUAGCUUUGUCACGAAAGAGCUCCCGAAGUUGGUCAACGACCUCCAACUUCCACUUGACAUGAACCGGCAGUCGAUCAUGGGCCACUCAAUGGGAGGCCAUGGUGCCCUUACUCUCUUCCUUGCGACAUUACAAUAUCGCUCUGCAUCAGCUUUCGCCCCUGUGUGCAACCCGACCAAGUCUCCGUGGGGUAUAAAGGCCUUUUCAAAUUAUCUCAAGGGUGGCGUCGAGGAAGGCGAAAAGUACGAUGCCUCUCGUCUGCUUGAAAAGGCCAAGGGAAGAAGUAACGUUGCGCUCCUAAUCGACUAUGGAGCUCAAGACCAGUUUCUCAAGGAUGGUCAACUCCUUCCUGAAGCGUUGUCUCAAGCAGCACAGAAUGCUGGUUUCAAUGAGAACCAAGUGAACAUUCGUAAACAAGAGGGAUAUGAUCAUAGCUAUUACUUUAUUUCGACGUUUGCAUCCGAUCAUAUCAAGUAUCAUGCAUCGCAUCUUCGAGCGUAA